AAUCACGGUUUGUUCCAAACUCUUCAUUGCUCAACACUUGUCGGACACAUACCCCUCCCUGUUCUUCGUAAUUGUUAAAAGGGUCUCUUAAUUUGUGUUCCCUGUCACAACCAUCACAAUUCACAAACCACAGAGAAAAGAGAGGGAAGAAAGGAGAAUAACAUUGAUAAUAAUAUUAAUACUAAUAUUAAUAAUAUAAAAAAAGGUGAAUAGUUGAGAAAGAGGAGUUGGGAGCAUGGAGAAUCACAAGAUGGUAGCAUCGGUGUCUGUUAAGGAGGAGAUAGACAAUAACCUUGCGGUGCAGGAAGAGGAAGAUGUAGCAGAUGUGGGUUCCAGCAUGACCUUGGAAAGGGUCGCUGCAGCUAAGAAAUUCAUUGAGGACCAUUACAGGUCUCAGAUGAAACUCAUCCAACAACGCAAAGAGAGGCGUUUAGAGCUAGAACAGAAGUUAGCAUCUGCUCAUGUACCAGAAGAGGAACAGAUCAAUCAAUUGAAGGAUUUAGAGACCAAGGAAACGGAGUUUAUGCGGUUAAAAAGACACAAAAUAUGUGUUGAAGAUUUUGAACUUCUAACCAUUAUUGGGAGGGGAGCCUUUGGGGAGGUAACACUCUGUCGGGAAAAAACAUCAGGUAAUAUAUAUGCCAUGAAAAAGUUGAAAAAAUCUGAAAUGCUCAGCAGGGGACAGGUUGAGCAUGUUAGAGCUGAAAGGAAUGUACUUGCAGAAGUUGCCAGUGACUGCAUUGUGAAACUCUAUUACUCUUUUCAAGAUGAUGAACACUUAUAUCUCAUAAUGGAAUAUUUGCCCGGUGGUGAUAUAAUGACUUUGUUGAUGCGGGAAGAAACUUUGACUGAAACUGUGGCUAGAUUUUACAUUGCCCAGAGUGUUUUGGCCAUAGAAUCUAUUCAUAAACAUAACUACAUCCACAGAGAUAUAAAACCUGACAACCUUCUAUUGGACAAAAACGGUCACAUGAAGCUAUCAGAUUUUGGUCUGUGCAAGCCACUUGACUGCUCAAGCCUAUCAUCUAUUCAUGAAAUGCAGAUCCUCGAUGAUGGGAACUUAUAUGAUACCAUGGAUGUUGAUGGAGCCUUGCCAAAUGGCAGAAAUGGUAGGCGCUGGAAAAGUCCCUUGGAACAACUACAACAUUGGCAAAUUAAUAGGAGGAAGCUGGCAUUUUCCACUGUUGGAACUCCAGACUAUAUUGCCCCUGAAGUAUUACUGAAAAAGGGUUACAGUGUGGAGUGUGACUGGUGGUCUCUUGGUGCUAUACUGUAUGAAAUGCUAGUUGGAUAUCCUCCAUUUUACUCUGAUGAUCCUGUAACAACAUGCAGAAAGAUCGUGAACUGGAAAAAUCACUUGAAAUUUCCAGAGGAGGCCAGAUUGACACCUGAAGCCAAGGAUCUAAUAUGCAGGUUGCUUUGUGGUGUUUCACAUAGACUUGGCACUAAUGGAGCAGAUGAAAUUAAAGCUCAUCCUUGGUUCAGAGAUGUCGUAUGGGACAGGCUCUAUGAAACGGAGGCAGCAUUUAAACCACAAGUCUUUGGAGAGCUUGACACUCAGAAUUUUAUGAAAUUCGAUGAAGUUGAACAACCAAAACCAGCUAGAUCUGGAUCUGGACCCUUCAGAAAGAAACUCUUAACUUCUCAAGAUCUCAGUUUUGUUGGCUAUACAUAUAAGAACUUUGCUGCUGUCAAGGGGAUGCGUCAAUCUAAUGAUCCAGGUAGCAUGUCACCACAGCGAACAUCCAUUGACUCCACACACAGUGAUUCGGCGGUAAACUAUUCCAACUGAAUGGACAUCACAAAAUCAUAGAUGGUUGCAUCCUCUGGUAACACCUCUUCUCAUGCGAACAAUGACCCUAAUUUUUUUCAUUUCAAUUUUCAUGUAUAGACCUGUGUAGAAAAUUAAUGAGCAUGGUGAUGGACAAGCCUGCUUAUUUUUCAACCCAAGAUUACCUUACCUUUAGUGCCAACAACCACCUAUCAUGCAUAAAUUAGUGUACAGGGAUAUCUGCAUCACUAGUGACUCCAUAUGUGAAAGUUUUGAAGUUAAAAGUAUGUGUAAUCGUAAACUUGUCACUCGGUCUUGACCACUUGUGCCGAGGUUAGCAAAGAAACACGUGCCAUCACUUGUGGCAAGCAAAUUCUCCUUUUCUUUUACCUCUCAAUCCACCUCUUUUCCGUAGCCAGAGUUAUUUACCUCCCUAAUGGUAUCUACACUUAAGCAACCUUUUGCUUCCAUCAAGUUAGAUGCAGGUCAAGUUGUUGAGUUAUGACAAUGUAAUGUGUUGACAUAAUGACAACAUCGAGUGAUAUCAAUGGCAGUUUUAUUCUCAUUCCUAGAGCGAUUGUCAUUGAAUCGAUGCUACAUGAGCUUCCUAUCUAUUCACGUGUCGCUUCCCUAGCAUUCUGCUUUGCUGCAGUAUACCACUUCAGAGAUUGUUGUUUGCGUAAUGCCAACGAGAAUGGCAAUAAUGUGCAAAAUCUUUUGUAUCUAAACUUCUGAAGACUUGAUUUCUUUAUAUUCUUUUUACAACAAUUUGCUGAUUAAAUGUACUUGGAAAAGACAUCCCCCGAAUGAACAUAAUAUAUAGCAUAUUUUUAACCGUUCAUUAA
Molecule: messenger RNA, 2616 nt
Organism: Vigna umbellata (rice bean)
Lineage: Eukaryota; Viridiplantae; Streptophyta; Magnoliopsida; Fabales; Fabaceae
Biological process (GO): protein phosphorylation
Molecular function (GO): protein serine/threonine kinase activity; ATP binding
Source: RefSeq, a predicted model, not a curated record